GCCCUUCUGGGGUCGAGGUGCGGACAGACGCUUGUUUCGCCUCCGAGGGAACGGGAGGAGGCGCCCGGCCCCUGGCGACGGCGGCUUCCGUCCCCAGGAGCGCGCGGGGCCGGGGUGCGAGGGCCUGUUUCUCCUCAGCUCGGGUUCGCCCCGCCGUGAGGACGCGGUGACCGGGCCCUGGGGUGAGCUGUGUCUGUGCGGCCCGCCUCACUCUUGUGGGGCCGUGUGGUCACCUCACAGGGAAGUGGGAGGAGGGCCGCGCCGGGCGAGGCCUCCGAGGAGCGGGCGCGGGGCCCUGUGUGAGGGUGGCGGAAGGGGACGGAACCCUGUCGCGUCCUUGGCUUUGAAGGACGCCGGUCCAACCUGUUGGAGUCGCGGCUCUUGCCCGGUGAUGGUCACUGUCCUCCAGGACAGGCAUGGAGGAGCUUUCGGCCCAGGAAGCAGCGGCAUCGCCAGGGGUCCAGUUUCAGUGUUUGGAGAUGCCGUCGGAGGGUCUGUCCCCAGAGCCUCAGUUCGUGCAGGACACCGACAUGGAACAGGGACUCGCUGGGGGAUUUCCGAUUUUCAAGCCUGAUGGGAUCUCCCAGCUGGAACAAGAUCUACAGGUCUUUGAUCUGGAAACUAAGAAUAGAGAAGUCUUAAGAGAUGGCUGCUCAGAUGGAGAGACCAGAGAAGAGAACAAGCUGUUGAUUCCUAAGCAGAAAAUUUUGGAAGAAGUACCUUCAUACAAAGUGAGAGUAGGAAGACUCAAAAAGGAUAUUGCCCAAGUUCCUGAGACUAGAGAAGUGUAUAAACCUGAGGACAGAUUAGAAAGGCUUCAGGAAAUCCUAAGGAAGUUUCUUUUCCUGGAGAGAGAGUUUAGGCAAAUAACAAUCAGCAAGAAAACCUUCACCAGUGAGAAGAACAAUGAAUGUGAUGAACCUGAAAAAAGCUUCAGUCUGGACUCAACCCUUGAUACAGAUCAGAGAGUUCUUAGAAUACAGAAUAUUGAUGACAUUGAUAAGUAUGACAUGAACCUCACCCAGAAUUCAGCUUCUGGUAAACAUGAACAAAUAAAUCUAACACAGGAUUUUCAGAGUAGUGAAUAUAAGGAAAGCUUAAUGGAUCUCUCCCACUUUAGUAAAUGUGAGAGCAGUCCUACCACUGAGAAAUCCUAUAAAUGUGAUGCAUGUGAGAAAAUCUUCCAUCAGAGCUCAGCCCUUUCUCGACAUCAGAGAAUUCAUACUAGAGAGAAACCCUACAAAUGUAAAGAAUGUGAAAAAUCUUUCAGUCAGAGCUCCAGUCUUAGUCGACAUAAAAGAAUACACACUAGAGAAAAACCCUAUAAAUGUGAAGCAUCUGAUAAAUCCUGUGAAGCAUCUGAUAAAUCCUGUAGUCAGAGCUCAGACAUAAUUCAGCAUAGGAGGAUUCACACUAGAGCAAAAUCUUACAAAUGUAGCAAUUGUGAAAGAGUCUUCAGUCGUAGUGUACAUCUUACUCAACAUCAGAGAAUUCACAGAGAGAUGCCCUGUAAGUGUACUAUAUGUGGUAGUGAUUUCUAUAAUACCUCAUACCUAGUCGAACAUCAGAAGGUCCACUGUGAAGAGAAACCCUAUGAAUACAAUGAAUGUGGACUGACCUUUGUUAAACAUCAAGGAGUUCGUCUCAGAGAAAAGCCCUAUACGUGUAAUGAAUGUGGAAAAGACUUCAGAUUGAAUUCCCAUCUUAUUCAACAUCAAAGAAUUCACACAGGAGAGAAGCCACAUGAAUGUAAUGAAUGUGGAAAAGCUUUCGGUCAAACCUCAUGCCUUAUUCAGCAUCACAAAAUUCAUAGGAAAGAGAAAUCCUAUGAGUGUGAUGAUUACGAGGAAAGUUUCAGUCAUACCUCAGAUCUUGUCCUGCAACAAGAAGUCCUCGCCACAGAAAAAGCCUUUGAUUGUGACGCAUGGGAAAAGAACCUCAGUCAGAGAGCACACCUUGUUCAACAUCAAAGAAUUCAUACCAAAGAGAAUCCUUAUGAAUGUAAUGAACAUGGGAAGACAUUUAGUCAAGUUCAGGCCUCAUUCAACAUCUAAGAGUUCACAGCAGGGAGAAAUUAUGCAUGUUCUGAAUGUGGUACGUCUUUCAGUCAUAGCUCAACCUUUAUUCAACAUCAGAGAAUUCACACCAGCGAGAAACCUUCUGAAUGUGACAAAUGUAGGAAAGCUAUUAGUUGGUGUUAAACUCUUAAUCAGCACCUGCAAACCCAUACCAAUGAGAAAACCUGCAAAUAUAUCGAAUGCGGUAAAUGCUUCAUGCUAUUUUCGUACCUUAGUCACCAUUGCAGAAUUCGUACUGGAAUAAAAUUCCAUCACUGUAAUGAACGUGAAAAAGCCUUCAGUCAAAGAAACUACCUUGUUCAGCAUCAAAUUCAUUCCAUGCAGAAAGCCUAUGAAUGUAAUGAAUGUGUAUGUGUGUGGGAAGAUUCAGUCAUAUUCCAACCAUCAUUCAACAUCAAAGAAUCCAUACCCGACAGAAGUCAUUUGAGUAUAGUAAAUAUGAUCAGUCUUUCAGUUGGAGUUCACGUCUUUCUCAUCAUCAGAAUAUCCACACCAAACAAGAACCUUAUGUAAUGCAAAUGGAAAAAUUUACUGCCAUAUUUCAGGCUUUACUCAACAUCAAAAUAUUGGAGAGAAAAUUGUUGAUUAUUUGUGUAUGAAAUCGUUAAUAUAUAGUCUCAAUCUUUGUCAUUGCAGAAGAAUCUAGUCUGAGGAGUGAUGUGGUGAACGCAGUUUUGUUUCUCAUGGCAUUCUUUUAUUUAACACAAUAGGUGUAAGUAGGUAUGUGUACUUUAUUUAUGAAACUCAUCUAAGCUCUUUUUAAUAUGGCCUAUAAACAUUUUUAUUUUUCCUGAAAUUUGUUCUUAUUGUUCACAGCUUCCCUAAGAUAUCAUUAAUACACCAAUGUUAAAACAUAGCAACUUCUGGAAAGUAGCUGAUUUAGGUUUUUCUUGCUAUUUUCAGCCUAAGUUCUCUCCAAAACAGACUCUUAAGCCUGCUCAUUUCUCAGGACGUUACUUCCUAUUCCUUUCUAGCCACAACACUUGAGUUCCUGUUGAUUUCUACAUUCCUUUAAGCACCUUCAAAUGAUGGUUUCCUAGUUUUAAGCUUUUCACCAGCAGGUAUGCCACCCUUACUUGAGGUUGCUGUUCUGGUGUCUUCUUUCCUAAAGUGAAGCAUCUUCCUUUAAAAGAAUUGGAUUUCCACAUCCUGUCCAUUCAUGAAUAUGAGGGAUUCUGUCUCCCCUGAGUUUGUGGCAGGCAGCUAAACAUUUCUUGUGAUGCCCAAGUUCUUAGCUGCUUUGUCUGCAUCCACAGCCCUCUAAAAGAGAUGAGAAAGACAUCAGGGAGUCAAGAAGACUCCUGGUGGCCUAGCUACAUUCAUUCAGCGCCUAUUCUGCACAUCUAAAUUUAGAAUUUUAUAUACAGGCAUACCUCAGACAUAUUGCAGGUUUGGUUCCAGACCACUGCAAUAAAGCAAAUAUUGCAAUGAAGGGAGUCAUGAAUUUUUUGGUUUCCCAGUGCAUAUUAAAAGUUAUGUUUACACUACACAGUAGUCUAUUAAGUGUGCCAUAAUAGCAUUUUGUCUGAAAAAACAAUGUAUAUGCCAUAAUUAAAAAAUAAUUUAUUGCUAAAAAAUGCUAACCGUCUGAAUCUUCAGCGAGUCAUAAUCUUUUUGCUGCUGGAGGGUCCUGUAAAAAAACACAGUAUCUGUGAAGCGCAAUAAAAUGAGGUAUGCCUUUACUUCCAUUGAAAGCCAGCAAAAUGCUCAGGUAUGCUUUUGAUAGGGCAAAACAUAAGAACAUACAGUGAAAAAUCAAAGAGCUUCAUAAGGGAUUGCAGCCUUCCAACAAAGGUAUUGCUGUUGUGUAAAAUUUCUACAGAGAAUGUUUCAAGAGAGUGACAGGUCAGUUUCUGGUAAAGUUUUAACCACUACAAUUACUUCUUUACCUGUUUGGAUUUCCACCCCCAGUGUCCCCUCAUCAAUCCAAGACAGUAUGUGAGGUUUGGGGGCUUUGUGUACAAUUGCUUAUUCAUCAUCGCCUAUUUUUUUCUAUGUGUUUUACUAGAGUCUACAGGCCAUGUAAAAGAACAUGGGUUUUUUUGAUUGAUAAAAGUGAUCACAAAUGUUGGCUUCAGAGAUCAGGGUCACUGUCACAACACCCAGCAAGAGUUCAUGAUUCUGUAGAUGAUGUCAAAGCAUUUUACUAUAUUUUUCCAUCCUAAACUUCAUAACAUUUUGUGAAUAAGACAAUUGUUAUUUAAAAUUCUAGUUGUCAUUCCAGCAAUUGAGGCCUUCAUAGUUCAGAUGUUAUAAUAUUUACUAGGGAUCUUAAACAAAUAUAUAAAAAUUUAUUGCUCACUCUAUAAGCCUCUUAUGGCUAACCUCUAGCAUAGUUCUGCCACUAUAUUUUACCUCUUAGCUGUCAGCAAGCAUAGGAUCUCAUCAGGGCAAUGUAGGGAACUAAAUGAAUUGAUUUAAAUGUAAAAGCAAAUGAAAAGUGCAUGUUUAUUUUUCCUGUCUAUGAACGUGUAUACCCUUACGUAUGGAGACCAAUAGUCACCUUCAGUGAUUAUGAAACAGAUUAAUCCCUAAAUAACAGAAAAUGUAAAAAUCAAAUAUAUGCAUUUGGUUUAGGAAUGUGCUUUUGUACUUCCACUUGAAUAAAGGUGUGUUUGAUACUCUGAGAAUCUGUUUCAAAUAAAAUCUGAAGGCCUCAGUCAGAA
Messenger RNA from Equus quagga, 4744 nucleotides. It is a transcript of the gene ZNF655, whose product is annotated as zinc finger protein 655. The record is from RefSeq and is a predicted model, not a curated record. NCBI's taxonomy places the organism in Eukaryota, Metazoa, Chordata, Mammalia, Perissodactyla, Equidae. Bases 417 to 2054 code for a protein of 545 amino acids. Gene Ontology annotation, biological process: regulation of DNA-templated transcription. The transcript is spliced from 4 exons.